Messenger RNA from Choloepus didactylus (southern two-toed sloth), 8508 nucleotides. RefSeq names its product alpha kinase 1 (gene ALPK1). Lineage: Eukaryota; Metazoa; Chordata; Mammalia; Pilosa; Megalonychidae. The transcript has 13 exons. Gene Ontology annotation, molecular function: protein serine/threonine kinase activity; ATP binding. The record is from RefSeq and is a predicted model, not a curated record. Gene Ontology annotation, biological process: protein phosphorylation. The coding region runs from base 4518 to 8033 and encodes 1171 amino acids.
GAUCAUCAUGAAUAAUCAAAAAGGUGUAGCUGUGCUACUGCAAGAGUGCAAGCAAGUGCUGGACCAGUUCUUGUUGGAGGCACCAGAUGUGUCAGAGGAGGACAAGAGCAAGGACCAGCAGUGCAGAGAUGACCACUGAGAAAUGAGUGGAUUUCUAGGGCAUGAAUGGGACAUGGGCUGCCAGCGGACGGGUGAGGAGGAAGCCCACUUUGUUGCAGUGAAUUGCUGUCAGUUCUAAUUUUAGGCUUCAGUAAACAUGAGGCUACAAGAAACAGUUUAGUUCAAGAAGAACAAAGGGUCCAAGUUGGCUGGUGCACGUAAAUUUCAAUUAUUAAAAAAUUGAAGCAACUUCUGAAUGGUGGCACGUACUUUUUUUCAAACUAAGAUUUUGUGCCUCAUCAGUUUCCAUAGACUUCUACAGUUUCCAUAAAUACGUCAUCUCGCCAGUCCAAUCUUUUUUUUUAAAUCAUGACACACUUCUCAUGCUAUUUCUCAUGCUAUAUGUGAAGUAUAUCCACUGAUAUCUAUAAACCAUGAUUGCACCAAUAUCAGAUUUUAAGAACUUCGCUUUUUGCUCAUUUCAUAAUUUGUGCCAUUCAUAGUUUUAGAUAAGUCAUUUUGGGGGAGGUUUCAAUCACCAAGUCUAGAAAGUUAAAGCAAUUCUUAUUUCUUUAGGCAGUUUGGGAGAGGCAACCCUCUUUUCUUUGAUGUCUUUUUAGCACUCUGAUAAUUUUUUUCUCCAUUUCUCUAAGUGUAUUCUUUUUACUUCUUUUUAAUAUUUUUCUUUGUAUUUUUAGUGCUUUGUCUUCCCUUCCAGAAAUAAGAUCUCCCAUAUAAAAUGUACAUUCCUCAUAUCCUUUGUGCUGUUGUUCAUUAUGUAAUGGGGAAAAGGUUUGGGGAGGUUUUCUUUCCCACGUUCCUGUACAUAGACACAGACGUUUUUAUGGGGGCAUUUUUAGGCACCUGUAGAAGUCCUAUUUGUAACCUGUCAUUUGUGCUCCUUUCUAGAUAACAGGAUGUAUAUCCAGUCUUUUCACAGCCUUAGUUCACGUGAUUUUCUUUCUUUACUAGCCAGCUACACCCAUGGGUAUUUUGCCUGUUAUUUACACAUGUGCGGGUCAGCCCAGGAUCUCUCUGGCACCUACAAGCUCGGGGCAGGGUACUGGGCACCCCAGAGCCUGCUCUGUUGCUGGUCCUGGUUCUCCCCGGGGUGGCGUCGUGGUGCUCUGUUGCUCCUCCUGAAGAGGGUUUUCUCUUGUCCUUUUGGUCCACGGGGACUUUUGUCUCCUCAGCCCAAAUUCCUUUAAGCUGGUGUUCUCCCUAGGGAAGACUCUGAACGCCCUAAUCGGGUAGCAUUUUCUUCUUUUUUUCUAACCAAACGCCACAGAAGAGGAGAAAUAAUCAGUUUAGUUCCAGAUAAGGCAAAUCACGGCUGUAAAAUCACUAAAUUAGACGCGGCCCCUCAGGUAGGCUGCUGCGGGAAGGGAGUGAUCAGAGGGGAGAGGUGGCUACUGCUCUGUCGGGGGGUGACUGCCCAGGGUUGGCUGAAUCCGAUAAGCCGACGGGGAGGAAACCUACGCAGAGCAGCCACCGCCAGCCCGGUCGUGCUAACUGAUCACUGCGGUGCGGGUGCGUUCCGCGAGGCGCGGGGAUGGUGGGCUCGCUGGACGCGGGCGGAUCGCAGAACCCUUCCGUCGGCAGGUGGUUUCCGAGCAGCCAGCGAUGUCGUCAUCUCGCGUGUGCACAGGGUCAUGUCGUCAGCUCGCGUGUGCACAGGGUCAUGUCAUCAGCUCGCGUGUGCACAGGGUCACGUCUGGCGCGGAGCAGCCUGGGGACUCUGGAACACAGACACUGUAGUUUUUAUUCUUUUCUCUCCUCCUCUCAAUCCCACCCCUUUCCCUCAGAAAUUGUCCUUGUCAUCCUGGGUGACUAAACCUAACAACUCCCCCAGAGAUGCAAAAGGAACUGAAAUCCAGACAGGGAUGCUUUUUAACGACGAUUUUAGAGGCAUCUUUCAUUUCAUGUCCUCCUUUGGACUCUCCAUGUCCUGAUGUGAUCCUUAGGGAAAGUGUGGUGUGAAGGAGGCAAGAGUGUUAUAAAGAAUAGUUUUUCUUCAUUAUUAGGAAAACAUUUGACAAUGUUUAAACCAUCUGUUCCCAAAUGUGGUAACAGUCUGUGAACCCAGAAAUCACAUUUUUGUUGUCAUUUGACUGCCUGCGUUCUCUCAUAGAUAGACUGUCCACAUAAUUUACUAGGGAAAUUGGGAACUUUUGAGAGUGAAAGGAAUGCUUUUCCUUCCUCAUUAAGUAUGCCAGGACAACUGACAGAAACCAGAACUGUCCAAGGCAAAAGGACUGAGUGGUUUUCCUAUUCACGUAUUAUUAAGAAACAUCCUUUAAGAAAUUUUCUCCAUUUGAAACAUGGCGUCCAUUAGAAACGUUUCAGAAGUUGAAACUAUGUCUGUGGUGGCAAGAGGACCAGGCUUUCCAGGAGCAUGUGACCACACAGUGCCCCACUCCCAUGGCUCUGCUGUUGUUGGGGGAGUGCCGCCACAUAGGAGGUGCUCAGAAUGUUCUGGGUGGCUGGAUGAGAGUGGGGAGGGCAAUGAUUUCAGUGUGAUACUUGUAAGUCAUCCUCAGUGAUCAAUCCAGAUCAUUCAGUGGCACGGCCCAUCUGAUAUUCCCUCAGUGCCAAGCAGUCCUUCCCCACCUUGUUGCUGGAGACUGCCUUACAUUUGCCCAGUUGGUGGCAAGUCCGCAAAAAAAUCCUCAUGCACCGUGCACAGGUCUCUUCUUUUUAUAGCUCGCUGUCUCUCCUAUCUCUUGUUUUACUUAGAAUGUUUCAUGCAGAAAUAAAAUGAAAUCUUUUUUUUAGCCAUCACAGUGUGAUUUAUAAAAGGGUUGAGACAUGAUGCCUGAAAUCAGAGUCCUGUGAGGGAGACAGAUGUGGUUACAGAGCAGCGAGAUGAAUGCUGAAAGGAGCUGACACCUGAGGGUUUGGGAGCACUCAGGAGAGGCCUCUCAGUUCAGUGCACUGGUUUGCUCACAGCAGGCUGACGGGUGGCAAUGUUGACAUUGAAUGCUGAAGUCAGUGGACCUGAGUUUGAUCAUGAAGGGUCUGGGGGAAGAGCAAUCCAGACAGUGAGAGCAGAAUGUGCCAAACUCUUCAAGAUUGUUUCUAGGACAAGGCCUGAGCCUUGUUGUGUUUUAGAAAAAGUGGGGAUCAAUAAUGUGGAAGAAGGAGUGGAGGGGACAACAUUGGAUGCAGUUGUUUGGGCAAGAAAUUACUGAUAAUGAAGAGGAGGAACUGGACUUUAGGAUAUACAGUAUUUGAUAAACAGAUGUGGGGAGUGAGAAAGAGCAAAAUGUAUAUAGACUGACUCCUGAUUUCAGAUUUGGGUGACUCACUGGAUGGUGGUGUCAUUCAUGAAAAUAGGGAAUACAGGGGAAAAAAACAAAUUUAGAGAAACAGUGAUACAUAGAGUUUUAGAUAUGUUGUGUUAAGUUUGAGAUGCCUGCCAAACAAAUAUCUGGAGAUUUAUAGCUGGCAGUCUUAUAUACAGGUCUACAAUCCCUUAUACAAAACCCUGGGGCCAUAUGUAUUUCAGAAUUCAGAGUUUGUCAAAUGUUUGGAAAAUACGUAGUACAUGCUAGUACAUGUACCUUAUGUUACAUUCAGUUCACUCCAGCAGAGUCUGGAGCAGCACUAUAUCAAAUACAUUAAAAUUUUCGCAGCAAACCCUUCAAAUGAUCACACUAGGUAUGAUAAGUAAGACAGUAAAUAGUCUCUAGUCAAUUCAAGUCUGGUUUUGAUACUAAACUUAAGAAAAAACUUUCAGUUUGCGGAGCUUUUGGGGUUUCUAAAAUUUAAAUAGAGGAUUAUAGGCCUGUAUAAGCAUGUCUGGUGCUAAAAAGAGGUCUAACAUAUUUACUAAUGGGAAAUAGGGCUGUUUCCAUAAUUAAUUAGUACUAUUUCAAAUCUCAUUUGUGUUUUUCUUAUUCAUUUUCUCUGUCCAAAUGUGGUCCAUGGGGAAAGUGUGAAAUGAGGUGAGGUCUUGCAGGAACAACAACAAAAAAGGACUAUACAAAUUGACUCUGCAUUGUCCAGCUGCUGCCAAUCCAAAAUGCCAUUCCAUCCCAGUCCCUUUCUCAUUUUACAGGGAAAAUAAUAUUUCCUUCAUUCUUUUCUCUGAUUCUUCAUGCAGAGACAGUCACUGAAGUGCUUUACUUCCUGCUAAAAACCCUUUUUAAUGCCUGACUACCCCAAUUUACCUGUAGGGCAAAGUAGAACAGGGCCACCCCUGACAGAUAGCUUCUCGCUAUUAUUCUUUGAGUCAGAACCAAUGCUUAGACCAGCCAGCAAGAGGCAGGGAAUUUUUUUUUUGCAGCCGAGGUACUUCAUCAUAACAUUGGAUGCUCAACAGCCUUUUCUCUGACUGCAAUUUCCUUACCUGAACUCUGACCUUUUCAGCUUCACUCCCCAGCGAGUUAAGGACCCUGAUCCAGGAGGCAAAGGAAAUGAAGUGGCCCUUCGUGCCUGAGAAGUGGCAGUACAAACAAGCCGUGGGCCCAGAGGACAAAACAAACCUGCAGGAUGUGAUUGGCGCCGGGUUGCAGCCGUUACUGGCGUGCUUGAAAGCCUCCAUCCUCACUCAGGACUGUGCGACCGCUGCUGCUAUUGUGUUCUUAAUGGACCGGUUCUUGUAUGGGCUCGAUGUCUCCAGCAAACUCCUACAGGUCGCCAAAGGUCUCCACAAGUUGCAGCCAGCAACGCCAAUUGCCCCCCAGGUGGUUAUUCGCCAAGCCCGCAUCUCGGUCAACGCAGGGAAACUUUUAAAGGCAGAAUAUAUCCUGAGCAGUCUAAUAAGCAACAACGGUGCAACAGGUACCUGGCUGUACAGAAAUGAAAGUGACAAGGUCCUGGUGCAGUCAGUCUGUAUACAGAUCAGAGGGCAAAUUCUGCAAAAGCUAGGGAUGUGGUAUGAAGCUGCAGAGUUAGUAUGGGCUUCGAUUGUAGGAUACAUGACACUUCCUCAGCCAGAUAAAAAGGGUAUUGCCACAUCACUAGGUAUACUGGCUGAUAUCUUUAUUUCCAUGAGCAAGAAAGAUUAUGAAAUAUUUAAAAACAAUCCACAAAUUAACUUGGGCCUCCUGAAGGAGUUUGGCCACCAUUUGCUGUCAGCUGCAGAAGCCUGCAAGCUGGCAGCCGCCCUCACUCCCUACACGCCCCUCUUCGUGCUCACCGCUGUGAAUAUUCGUGGCACCUGUUUACUAUCCUACAGUAGUUCUAGUGACUGUCCUCCAGGAAUGAAAAAUUCAUAUCUCUGUGAAGCCAAAGAGGCCUUUGAAAUUGGCCUCCUCACUAAAAGACAUGAUGAACCAGUUACUGGAAAACAGGAGCUUCAUAGUUUCAUCAAAGCUGCUUUCUGUCUCACCACAGUACACCGAAGACUCCACGGAGAAACAGAGGCUGUCCGUGCAGCAAGUCAGCUCUGUAGUGAAGCUAUGGGAAAGCUGUACACUUUCAGUACUUCAUCUGAGAGUCAGGGCAAAGAAACUCUGUCACAGGAAAUCAUGUCUGUUAUCACCCAAGUGAAAGAUCAUUUACAAAUUCAAAGCUUCUCCAAUGUAGAUGGUAGAUCUUAUGUUCCAGAAAGUUUCAAGUGCCAGUUGGAUAAACCCAUCUUGCAUGGACAAGUGGAUUUCCAAAAAAUCCUUGAAACCUAUUCACAGCACCAUAGUUCAGUGUGUGAAGUAUUUGAAAGCACCUGUAGGAACAACAAAAAUAAACAGCAAGAUACAAAAAUAGGAGUCUGUGUCACUGCUCUAAAAACAGAAACAAAAAACAUAGAUACUGAGAGUACUACUGAAGACAAACAAUUUAUUCAAAAAGGCUUAGGAAUAUCUCCCUCCCAAAUGGCCAAGAAUGGUCAGGAGAAACCCAGGGGAGUAGGAAGGAGAAACUGGACCCAUUCUGAUGCGUUUCGAAUCUCACUGGAUCAGGAUAUGGAGACUGAGACUGAGCCACCAGUCCCCAGCAAUGGUGGGGGAGCUGUUUUGAACAAGUCUCUGAAUGACAGCCAGGGUUCCGGUUCUUGGAGCAAGUUAUCAGGGUUUAGUUCUUCUGCAAGUUGGGAGGAAGUGAAUUAUCCUGUUGAUGAGAGGUCAGCCAGAAAAGAGCCUAGCAAAGACUAUCUUGUGGACACUCAGUGUUCCACUGCCCUAUCUGAAGAACCGGAGAACAAAGGGAAAAGCAAUGUUGUCCAGUCGUUGUCUUCAGAGCUUCAUGAUCUCUCUCUCCGAGUGUCUAAGCAUGACAAUUUGGAGUCUUCUCAAAGUCCACAAUGCAAACACGUGCCCAUGACAACCAUCACUCAUAACACAACAGGCACUUUCUUGGCUUCUAGUGUAGGAUUGUUAGAAUUAGCUGCAGAGGACAUUCAGGAAGUUAGAAAUAUGGAACCCAGAAAUACUUCCACUCAUUCCAAACCCUCGUGUGGCUCUGCUUCUUGGUCUUCUUCUGAAGCCUUUGAAGUAAUUGAUGUGUUUUCAGAAACCAACUGCAAUGCCAAAGACAGUCAUGGGGAAGAGAAGGGAGAGGAAACUGAUAAAAGAGGCACAGUCUCAGCAUUUAAAGAUAGCCCUUCUUGGGUUGACCCAGAAGGAGAAACAGCAGAAAACACAGAGGAUGUGCCCUUAAACUCUCCUAGAGUCAUUGGUGGUUCUCUGGGCAAUGGUUCCAUGACAACAGGUAGCUCUGUCACUCCACAUUGGCCUGGUCAAAAUCCUGACCCGGGGAAAUGUAAUGACUCAGUCAAAAAGAUGGGCAUUAACCCUGACACUCCUUCAAUGGAUGAGGUUAGCCAACUGCUCAACAGCACAAGUGUUCAUUCCACAAAUAGACAUGGCUCUCUUAGACUGUGUGUUCCAAGGCAACCACUGCAUCAAAAGGCUGAGACCUCCAAUUCCUCUACAAGCAAUAAGGUUCCUUUCCCUGUCCUCAGUGAGGACUGCACUACCACAGAGGAAAGAAAUGAACCUGGAAACCUGCUAAACUACAGCCAGAACUCCAGUUCUUCUUCGGCCUGGUGGUGUAAAGCACCAUUUUCCAGUGGUUCUUCUGAGGGGGAAAACCCAUGGUCCUUCCUGAAUUCCAGUGGAAGUUCUUUUGUUUCAUUCCCAGGAAAGACGAGGCAAGAGAUUGUUGAGGCUCGCACCCUGGAGCCUGAUGACUUUGAAAAACUCUUGGCAGGAGUGGAGCAUGAUUGGCUCUUUCAGAGACUGGAGAAUAUGGGAGUUUUUAAGCCCAGUCAACUUCACCGAGCACACAAUGCUCUUUUGUUAAAAUAUUCCAAGAAAUCUGAAUUGUGGACAGCCCAGGAAACUGCAGUGUAUUUGGGAGACUACCUGAAAGUGACAAAGAAAGGCAGACAAAGAAACGCUUUUUGGGUUCACCAUCUUCAUCAGGAAGAAACUCUGGGGAGAUAUGUUGGGAAAGAAUAUAAGGAGCAGAAGGGGCUCUGGAACCACUUCAUUGAUGUGGAGCGGCAGAUGACUGCACAGUACUACGUGACAGAAUUUAACAAGAGGCUCUAUGAUCAAAAGAUUCCAACACAGAUAUUCUAUAUCCCAUCCACAAUAUUACUGAUUUUAGAGGGCAAGAUAAUAAAGGGGUGCGUCAGCGUGGAGCCUUAUAUGCUGGGAGAAUUUGUAAAAUUAUCAAAUAACACAAAAGUGGUAAAAGCAGAAUACAAAGCCACAGAAUAUGGGUUGGCUUAUGGCCAUUUUUCUUAUGAGUUUUCCAAACAUAGAGAUGUUGUGGUCGAUUUACAAGGUUGGGUGACUGGUAAUGGAAAAGGGCUCAUCUACCUCACAGAUCCCCAGAUUCAUUCUGUUGAUCAGAAAAAUGUCACUACCAAUUUUGGAAAGAGAGGAAUUUCUUAUUUCUUUAAUAACCAGCAUGUGACAUGUAAUGAAAUAUGUCAUCGUCUUUCUUUGACUAGACCUUCAACAGAAAAACUAAAUAAGUCAUAGACCAUCUGGGUUGGUAAUGUGAUAGACCUUAGUGCUGCUCAGCAAUAUCUAGUUCUUCUCUCUAUCCAGGCACACAGUGUAUGCGUAGCCUGGUCUAUUUGGGUUUGGGUGGAACCAGGUAACUAGUUCUGGUCAAUGACUUGUCAGAGGAAUUGAUGAGUGUCGCUUCCAAGCCCAUAUGUAAUUGCUGGUGUCAGACCCUGCAGUCUGUUUCCUUCUGCUGCAAUUACUAGGAAUGCUUCUGGAGGGAGCUGCUCAUCAGCCUAAGUCCUGCGGUGAAGGCAACAUGGAAAAGAGACCCAACUAAUAUCCUAUGGACACAAAACAUAGCUGAGAAAUUAUGCUGUUUAAGUCAUUGAGAUUUUGGAACUUUUUGUCACUAUGUAUCAAGACUAUUACUAUUAGUCUUUUUCUUAUUGAUUUAGAUGAAUUUUAUAUAUUAAAAAAUUCAGACCUUUGUGAUAUUAAUUGCAAA